Molecule: messenger RNA, 1377 nt
Organism: Zerene cesonia (dogface butterfly)
Lineage: Eukaryota; Metazoa; Arthropoda; Insecta; Lepidoptera; Pieridae
Product: mitochondrial-processing peptidase subunit beta-like
Exons: 1
Coding region: 1-1377 (458 amino acids)
Cellular component (GO): mitochondrion
Molecular function (GO): metalloendopeptidase activity; metal ion binding
Source: RefSeq, a predicted model, not a curated record
AUGAUUCUGUGUAAAGUAUUGAAAGGCUUUAAUCAAACUAAACACCUCUUUAACGCUACAAAAAGUUACAUAUCUCAGGCUGGAGUUGUGACAGUUGCGAAGUUACCAAAUGGAGUACGAGUGGCUACUGAAGAAACCGGCGGCCCAUUGGCUUGCCUAAGACUGUUUAUACAAGUCGGUUCAAGGUACGAAAAUUCGGAUUCCAAUGGUAUCUGUCAUUUCAUAGAACACAUGGCAUAUAAAGGCUUUAAUUCCAUGAACAAACAGAAAUUGGAACAUACGCUAAGCCAUCUAGGUGUCAAAAUGGAUGCAAUAACAUCAAGAGAGUAUCAAGUUUUCUCAGGAAUCUGUCCCAGCGAAUGCUCCAAUGAAGUUGUGGAUAUAUUAGCUAAGAUUCUUACAGAUCUAGAAUUAUCGGAACAAGAAAUGGCAUGUGAAAGGCUAAACAUUGAAACUGAAUUACUCGAUUUAGACAUAGAUCCGAAAACAGUGAUGUUUGAGUAUUUAAAUGAAACUGCAUUCCAAGGGACCACAUUGUCACGACGAGUUGCCGGACCAACGAGAAAUUUGGAAAGAUUCAAUCGAGCUUGCGCUUAUCAUUUCCUACAAAAAAACUAUACACCUCUACGCAUAGUCCUCGCUUCAUCAGGUGGGGUAUCCCAUCAAAGCAUAAUGGCCCGGGCUGGACAAAGUUUUUGCAAUUUGCCGAGCGAUAAUGAUCAAUUGGAUCACGGUCCAUGUCGUUUCACGGGAUCCCAAACUUUAUAUCGUGACGAUUCAAUGCCAUUCGUUCACGUUUCAUUAGCCUUUGAAGCAGCCGGUUACACGAGCGCUGAUUACUUGCCUCUUUUAGUAGCGAAACAUAUAAUUGGCUCCUAUCACAGGAGUCAAGGUGGAUCUGAGCGCCAUGCACCUUAUCAAGCACAGGCUUCCUCCAGUGUGUCGUGUGAAAGCUAUGAGUGUUUUUACACAGCCUAUCGCGACGUUGGUUUGUGGGGCACGUAUCUGGUGUGCCCUCGUAUGUCUGUUGAAGAUUGUAUUUACCUUGUCCAAGGCACUUGGAUGCAUUUGUGCAUCACGACGAGGGAUGCCGAUGUACAGCGAGCUGUGAAUGCGGCUAAGCUGGAGUUAGCGAAACGAGCAGAUGGCGUUGUUAACUCAUCUUUCGAUAUCGGCAUGCAGGUCCUUUUCAAAAAUGAGAGAGAAUCUUUGUCAGCUACUUUUGAACAACUCUCGGCUCUUACAGCUAGCAUCAUUAAGGAUGUUGCCUACAAUUACAUUUAUAACAGAACCAUCGCGGUUAGCGCUGUCGGACCAACGGAAGCCAUACCUGACUAUAACAGAUUACAAGCUGGUACUUAUUGGUUGAGAAUUUGA